Messenger RNA from Sebastes umbrosus (honeycomb rockfish), 1378 nucleotides. It is a transcript of the gene ccdc137, whose product is annotated as coiled-coil domain containing 137. NCBI's taxonomy places the organism in Eukaryota, Metazoa, Chordata, Actinopteri, Perciformes, Sebastidae. The record is from RefSeq and is a predicted model, not a curated record. The transcript is spliced from 6 exons. Bases 118 to 915 code for a protein of 265 amino acids.
CUCUUCACUUCCUGCCUCUCCCUCUCUCUGUCGCUGGCAGGUUGAGGUUUGUAGAUAGCACGCUAGCUGUGUAGCAACACGUGUUAUUGUUUUGUUAUUAAAAUAAAGUGCAGUAACAUGGGGAAGAAUAAGAAGAACCAAGCUAACGUGUCAGGAAAAGAAGCGGGCAAGGCCGGACAACAUUCAAGUGAUAAGAAGCCCAAACGAGAUGGUAAACCCAAGAAAGCCAAACCAGACCACCUCGAACACAUCCCCUUCAAGCUCCGUGAGAUAUUGAAAAGCAAGGAGAGAAUGAAAGCGGGACCCAUGAAGGCCAAAAAGCUAAAAGAGGUCAUCUCCCCUAAAGGUAAACCACAGGAUUCUCAGAGUGGAGACAUACCUGUCCCACAUUUCAAGAGAGGAAAGAAGGAAAGUGUGAAAGCAUAUCUGCGACGCAUGGAGAAUGAGACAAAACACGUCCUCUUCCUCACCAACAACCAAGUAGACCGAAAGCCUGAGCUGGAUGCAGACCAACAAGAGAAUCCCGUAGAGGGCAAGUCUGAUAAAAAGAAGGAGUACGAUAAAGUCAGAUUAGGGAGGCUACAGCUGAAGAAGUUGGACAGACAAGUGGCCAAGUUGGAAAAAGACAUGUUUGUAGAUAAUGUUCCCUUUGGUGAAGUUUCAAUGGCCCCGCCGUCUUUGAGCUUCAAACCCAAGAAAGCUCCAGUCAAAUCUCAGAAGACAUCAAACUUGCUUCUCAACUCUCUUCUCGGCCAAACGGUGGCCUCCGUAGGCAAGCCGUCCAUGGCCAGACAGAGAAUCAUGGAGGAGGAGCGGGUGCGAGCGGUGGAGGCCUACCGUCUUCUUAAGAAACAGAGACAGAAGCAGCACGAGGCCAGGCCUGCCAAUCUGGAAAAACUCAAGAACCCUCAGUGAUGUUUCAUGUCAAAGAGAAGUCCCGGACUUCAGUCAGCGCUGAAGCUCGGACACUGAAACAGAUGUUGUGAUCGACCAUCAGCAGACUUUAUGUGUGUUAUGUAACUCUGGAGCUGCCGGUGGGGGAGCUAACCACAGUGUAGCUAACUGUCAGGGGGACAAGCAAACAUUUGCAUCCGCUGCCCACAUUGUGAGGUAAGUAGUGAUCAACAUCCACCUGCAACUUUCAGUGGCACAUUGUGUUGACACUGUUUUUGUAUUUGCAUCUUUAGGAAGUCACCAUGACAUCAUUUGUGAUGUAAUGGGCAAUAAAAUCAUUAAGGCUACGUCACGGAAGCCAAAGAUAAACCUCCUAUUGUUUGCUGUGGUCCCACUAGAUGGCAGUCCUCCUGUAGAAAGUGGUGCUUGUAUGGAAGCUGACAGAACAGGCUGUUUUUAAAGAAAAAAAUUAUUUUUGAUUGCA